UAACAAUCACCUGAGACUGUCCUGGAAGCCCUGGGAAGGCAGGUGCCUGAUGUGCAGUGUCCCCCUCCAGGGAGGCUGUGGGUGCCCAGCUCCAGGUCUGGGAAGUGCACCUUGUGGCUCUGAAAUAUGCACCUGAGACCGGUAGCUGCAGCCCCUCAGACUCGGUCACUGGUGGGUGGGAGGGCUGAGGCGGGGCCUCCAAACCCUCGGUCUCCCUUGGAGUCUUCCUGUCCAGUGUCCACCCUGUGCCCAAGGCUGGCCCUGCGCAGUCGCUGAGGGCCAGGACCCAGCAUAGGUUUCCAGGUGGGGAGACUCCUUGUAUGACGAUUUAGACCCCAACACUCCUGGUGGUAAGUUCCCCGAAACGGCCCCAUUGUGGAUGGGUCUGCCCUCCCGUGACAAAUCUCCCAAGUGGCUUUCUCAGGCCAGCACGGGCUCAGGGCUGCUGCCCGGGCUGGGGGAGCAGGCGCUGGGGGCCUGCUGCUUUCUUCAGAGGAUCUUGCAACUAAGCUGCGGCUGAUGUGGGAAGUUCAUCCCAGGCUGAGACAUAUCCUCGGCCCUCGCCCCACGGGAGGAAGAGGCAUGGCCCAGCGAGGGGCAGUGUCCACUGGCCGGUGCCCAGCCCCUGAUCUCAACACGGUGUGAGCCCUUCCCCUGUACCCUGUGCCCUCUCCCCACCACGACUCAGCACAGCGGGAGUGGCUCAGGCAGGGCUUGUGGCCCAAUCCCCAAGGCCUGCCCCCCCCAACUUGCACCCUGCCGCCUCCCAUCUGCCCUGUGGGCUGCUUAUCGGGUAACCAGAGCUGGGAGCUGCGUCCACGCCUGAAACAGGAAGCCCGGGCCUGUGCGUGAGCCCUGAGAGCCUGCGGGUGGCUGGGCAGGAGGAUGGAGGAGCAGCGGGCGCUCGUGGCCGCCAAGGACGGGGACCUGGCCACCUUGGAGCAGCUGCUGGAGGCUGGCGCCCUGGGCCCAGGCAUCGUCGACGCCCUGGGGGCUGGCCUGGUGCACCACGCCACCCGGGCCGGCCACCUGGCCUGUGUCAAGUUCCUGGUGCAGCGGGCCAAACUGCCCGGCAACCAGCGGGCCCACAACGGGGCCACCCCGGUACACGACGCAGCUGCCACCGGCAGCCUGGCGGAGCUGUGCUGGCUGGUGCGUGAAGGGGGCUGCGGUCUGCAGGACCAAGAUGACUCGGGUGUCUCCCCGCUACACCUGGCUGCCCGCUUCGCCCACCCGGUGCUGGUGGAGUGGCUGCUCCGAGAGGGCCACGCAGCCACGCUGGAGACGCUGGAGGGGGCCCUGCCGCUGCACCACGCCGCUGUCAGCGGGGACCUGACCUGCCUGAAGCUCCUGGCGGCUGCCCACCGCAGCGUGAACCGGCGGACACGCAGCGGCGCCUCCCCGCUGUACCUGGCCUGCCAGGAGGGCCACCUGCACCUGGCCCAGUUCCUGGUGAAGGACUGCGGCGCCGACGUGCAUCUGCGCGCCCUGGACGGCAUGAGCGCGCUGCAUGCUGCCGCCGCCCGCGGACACUACUCUCUAGUCGUCUGGCUGGUCACCUUCACUGACAUCGGCCUGACCGCACGGGACAACGAGGGGGCCACAGCCCUCCACUUUGCAGCUCGAGGCGGCCACACACCCAUCCUCGACCGGCUGCUGCUGCUGGGCGCCCCCAUCAUGAGAGACUCCUGGGGUGGGACCCCCCUGCAUGACGCCGCGGAGAACGGACAGAUGGAGUGCUGCCAGACCCUGGUCUCCCACCACGUGGACCCCUCCCUGCGGGAUGAGGAUGGCUACACGGCGGCAGACCUGGCGGAGUACCACGGACACCAGGACUGCGCCCAGUACCUGCGGGAGACGGCCCGGCCGGUAAGUCUCAGGGUCCCCAGUCACCCUAGCUGGGGUGAGGGUGAAGCCCCCCCCCCCGCCCCCGACAGACCAGUUAGCUAGAAAGCUCUAUGUAUACCAUGUCAUUUGCAGAAAAAAGGUUCCGGGCCAGGGCUGAGCCAGCCCCACAGGUCAGCUAGCUGGGCGCUGGGACUAGGGAUGAGCCAGCAGCCAUGACUGGGCAAUGAC
This is a messenger RNA of Myotis lucifugus (little brown bat), 2076 nucleotides long. It is a transcript of the gene ESPNL, whose product is annotated as espin like. Gene Ontology annotation, biological process: actin filament bundle assembly. Gene Ontology annotation, cellular component: cytoplasm. The transcript is spliced from 5 exons. Lineage: Eukaryota; Metazoa; Chordata; Mammalia; Chiroptera; Vespertilionidae. Bases 886 to 1950 code for a protein of 354 amino acids. The record is from RefSeq and is a predicted model, not a curated record. Gene Ontology annotation, molecular function: actin filament binding.